Molecule: messenger RNA, 861 nt
Organism: Colletotrichum paranaense
Lineage: Eukaryota; Fungi; Ascomycota; Sordariomycetes; Glomerellales; Glomerellaceae
Exons: 1
Coding region: 1-861 (286 amino acids)
Source: RefSeq, a predicted model, not a curated record
AUGGCCAACAUCUUCCGCCAAGCCAUCUCAUGGCUCUACACCACCCUCGCCGUCUCCAUCCUCGGAUCAUGGACCCUCCUCAUCCUCGGCGGCGUCGGCCUCACAGCCGUAGACUCGAACCCAGGCCUCCUUCAGCUCAUCGCCUUCCCCUCUCUCCUCACCUUCCUCGUCGCAAAGCUCAUCGUCGCCGCCUCGCCCUCGACAGCACUUCAGCAGCAGCCCCAAGCGAACCCCCGGAAUGCCGUCGCAGCUCCUGCUCCCGCCGCCGCCGGCGGUAACCUAGCAACUUGGCUCGCAACAGCAGACUACGGCUCCCCCCACGGCGCCCUCGUCCUCUUCCUCUUCUCCGUAACCUGGCUCCUGCAGCUCGCGCGCGUAGUCUUCGCCCUCUUUCUGGUGGUGCUCAUGGGUGCCUUCUUCGUCUUUGCGUCCUCGCUCGACGCAGCCGAUAAAGAAGACAAAGAAGCCGGCGGCGAGGGUCUCUUCUCCGACGACGACGGCGCGCGCAAGAACUUCACCACCGCGCUCGCCGAGUUUGAGGAGAAGGCGGGGAUCGGAUUGGGCGAUUACCUCGUUGACAAUCCCUGGGUCGUGUUUCAGGUGUUUGUGGCACUUUGGGGCAUGAUGAAUCUGUUGCUCAUGUAUCUUUCCGUGUACGCUUUUGGGGCGUUGAAGAAGGUGUUGACGACGCCGCUUGAGGCUUGGGCGAGGAGUGGUCAGGAGGUGGCGGCGCCUGCUACUGUGGCUGGGGGGACUUCAGCGGCGGCAGCAGUGGCAGCGGCAGCGGAGACGAGGACCCCGGUUGUCAUUGUUGAGAAGGAGAGGGUGGUUGUGCCGGCUGAGGCGCAACGUGGAAAUUGA